CAAGAUAUUCAACCAAAUUAGAUAUACAGUUAUAAACAACUUACAAAAUAACAAUGCAUAUCCGUCAGAAAUUAAAACAAGGUUGACUGCAAAGCUCCACAACAUGACACUGACGGCGGGCUAUCCUGAGCGCCUCUUGGACGUCAAAGUAAUCAACGCUUAUUAUAAGAAUUACGCUAUUUUUAUCAAGGAUUUCUUUCAAAAUUUGCAGGAUUCGAUACAAAACGUCCAGCGGCAACUCGAGAAGAAGCUCCUGAAUCCCCUUCCGGAAUCCCCUUGGAUCGACGCUCUCACGGGGGAUUCCGUCGCUUAUAGUCACAAGGCGAACACGAUCGUCAUUCCGCCACACUUGCUAAAUCCGCCGCUGUUCCACCGCUAUUACCCGCUACCAAUGAUGUACGGCAGCAUAGGAGUCCAGAUUGCCAGGGAGAUGCUGAGGGCCGUGGGUCCAGCUGGCCUCGUGUGGGACAACCGAGGUCAACUCAUCAACCACACGGUCUACACUAACAGGACGCUGGACAGUCUCCGCGAAGAAUCGGAAUGCGUGGCUUCAGUGACGAUAAAUCUCUCAGUGGAAAAGGACGCCAUUGUUGAGAAGACCGCCCCAGACACGGCCAUGGAGGUUUUGGCCGUUCGCAGCGCUUACCAGGCGCUUCUGUACCUCGAGGAGGAGACGCCCCAACCUCACUUCCCGAGCUUCGAGACGUACAACACCACGAACAUCUUCUUCGUGGCAUAUGCUGGGAGUAUGUGUUCAGCUAUGACGGGAGAACAAGAGGAUCUGCGGCGAACAUGCAGUGCCACGUUAAUGAACAAAGCCAAGCUGAAGGCAGUGCUAUCCCAGCUUCCCGGAAUUCAGCGGAGCCUUCUCGUGUCCCGCAGAUUCUCGACAUUUCUCCAGACGUCCGUGCUCGAAGGCUCACUGACUCCCGCGGUUCUUAUUCAUGGGGCUGCGGCGGUGAUGCCAGGGCGAAGAAGGCGUGUGGAAUAACGGCGGCGUGACAGUCUCAGCGGGG
This is a messenger RNA of Penaeus vannamei (Pacific white shrimp), 1016 nucleotides long. Lineage: Eukaryota; Metazoa; Arthropoda; Malacostraca; Decapoda; Penaeidae. The record is from RefSeq and is a predicted model, not a curated record.